GCUCAUUUGAUUGGCUGUUACUGCUCCUGAGCGCGCUGGUCCGUCCUCUUUAGUGGUCCGGGUGAUCUCCAUGAUGGCGGUGCCUGCAGGGAGGUCUGUGGUGUUUGUGACUGGAAACGCAAAGAAACUGGAAGAGGUGAUCCAGAUCCUUGGAGACAAGUUCCCUUAUAAACUCGUGUCCAGAAAAAUAGACUUGCCUGAGUACCAAGGAGAGCCGGAUGAGAUCUCCAUACAGAAGUGUAAAGAGGCCGCUCGGCAGGUAGAUGGACCGGUCAUCGUGGAGGACACCUGUCUGUGUUUCAGGGCUCUGGGAGGUCUACCAGGUCCUUACAUAAAGUGGUUCCUGGAUAAACUCAAGCCUGAAGGUUUGUUCAAGAUGCUUGCAGGGUUCGAGGAUAAAUCAGCGUGGGCUCUCUGCACCUUCGCCUUCUCUGCUGGGAGAGACGGACCGGUCGAGCUGUUCAGAGGGAUCACAGAGGGACACAUCGUGGAGCCCAGGGGCCCCCGAGACUUUGGAUGGGAUCCCUGCUUCCAGCCAGACGGAUACGACAAAACGUAUGCUGAACUCCCUAAAGAGGUGAAGAACACUAUCUCUCACCGUUACCGAGCGCUGGCGGCCAUGUCUGAACACUUCAGUCAAAGUAACAACACGGCACCUCAGAGCAAGAAGAAGAAGGAGGAGGACUGAAGAGAAGACGUGGUGAUGAUAGAGUGAUUCAUUAUGAGACGUUCUACAUGUUGGGUCAGAAUACAUGAUCUCUUUAUUAACGUGCAGAUUCAGAAAAGGUCACAAUAAAACUCUUCUCUAUUUUUUUAUGAA
Notolabrus celidotus (New Zealand spotty) is the source of this 820-nucleotide messenger RNA. It is a transcript of the gene itpa, whose product is annotated as inosine triphosphatase (nucleoside triphosphate pyrophosphatase). Gene Ontology annotation, cellular component: cytoplasm. Lineage: Eukaryota; Metazoa; Chordata; Actinopteri; Labriformes; Labridae. The record is from RefSeq and is a predicted model, not a curated record. The coding region runs from base 71 to 688 and encodes 205 amino acids. The transcript is spliced from 8 exons. Gene Ontology annotation, biological process: nucleoside triphosphate catabolic process. Gene Ontology annotation, molecular function: nucleoside triphosphate diphosphatase activity.